Drosophila takahashii is the source of this 2618-nucleotide messenger RNA. RefSeq lists its product as uncharacterized. Lineage: Eukaryota; Metazoa; Arthropoda; Insecta; Diptera; Drosophilidae. The record is from RefSeq and is a predicted model, not a curated record. Gene Ontology annotation, cellular component: nucleus.
GAUAUCGAAGAGCGAUUCGCCCCGAUAGGUUUCAUUUUUUUGGUGCAUUUUUGUUUCUUGUUUGUGCACGUGCGAAACGCAACGCGAUUAAAUGCGCCGCGCCUGAAAAAGGAGAGGAGCCCAGUGGACCGGAGGACAGGGACGCGGACAGCCAUGGAUCAGUUCUCGCACGACCUGACUUUGGCUCUGGACCUCACGCUGAUGGACAGGGCGAGUGGCGUCGGUAGGUGGGGCUCCCGUCGCAGGACACGCUCCACGGGCAAUCUGCCCUGCGCCCCCCAGCCCACGGAGGACUCGUCGAGCAGUCCCACGGACGCCCUCAACCAGGGGCACCAUCACGGGCACCACCACGGCUACAACCACCACCACCACCAACACCACCCAAGUGCCAACGUGGACGGCCUGGACGCGCACAGCCUCAAGUUGCUGGCCAGCGAUUCGGACGAGAAGGCGGAGGCGACGCUGCCGCUGCGACUGCCGCUGACUGGACGCACGGGCGCCCUGGAGUCGGACUCGCUCAACGAGACCACCUUCAGUCCGGCCAGGUUCUACAAGCCCAACUCGCGCAGGAAGCGCAAGAUCAAGCGCAUGUCCAUGGAGUUCGAGUUCAGCAAGGACACGCCGCACUCGUUCGCCGAGUCGCCGCUGCAGCCUGGCCUGCUAAGCGGUAGUGCCACCUCCGCCACCGGAACCAUUCGCAAGCGCCUGCUGAAGACGGACGCCGCCGGGCACCGCUCGCAUCUGUUCUUCUGCGGCAAGCGCAAGCGCUCCAACCGCGAUCGCUACCACGAGCAGGAGGCGGCCAAGUUGUACGCCGCGCCACACGCGCCGGUGGACGAGCAGCAGCACCACCAUCACCACCAGCAGCUGAGAAUGCGCCCGCGCAGCUACUCCUCCACAUCGAAGCCCCUCAGCGACCGCCUGCUGCCGCUGAACAAGGGGCUGCUCUCGAAGAUCAACCGCAUGGCUGCCCAGGGACAGCAGGCGGCGCCCAAGCAACAAAAGACUGAGAACCAGGACAAGGAGGAGCUGCCUGAUCAGGCGGAUGUGGCCAAGAAGCCCACCCCCACGCCCACGUCCGUCGCCCUGAGCUCCUUCAGCAUGGACACCAUAGUGCCUGUGACCGACAUCGAUGCCUUGCUGCUGAGCACACCGCCAGCGGCUCCGUUGCUGCGCAAGAAGACCGCGGCCCACAGCAGCAGCAGCGGCAGCUCCUCGAAGACGCACCGCCGUCGCCGCUUCCAAACGCUGCCGCAACCGCCGCUGCAGUUCCAGGCGCAGUCGAUGGACUGCAGCGAGCUGUACGACUUCCUGAGCUCCAGCUCGCUGAGCUCCUCCUCGGACAGCGAGGCGGAGGUGGGUGGCCACCACCGGCGGCACGACACCGACCGCGAGGGCGACGACGAACUCACCGACUGGCCGGGCAACGAAUUCGGGCCCGGGGCCAGGUACGAUCCCAAGAGGAAGCUCACCAAGAAGUCGCUGCUGCCGCAGAUCCGCUCGGACGACACAAUUGGCGAGGACGACACCCUGAUGUCCGGCACCGAGGCGGGGGCAGCGGAGCCGAAGUCGCCGGGACAGAUCCUGCCGGAAUCCCUGCAGGAUCUGUCCCGCUUCCAGCCGGCCGGCGUCUCCGAGCCCAUAGAGAUUCUGAACGCCUGCUCGGAGAUGGAAACGAAUGCCGACGGGACGACCAUGCCUGCCUCCCGGCAGAUCGAGAGCGAGAUGUCAGGCGAGACCUCGAAUCCGUUCCUCUCCUCGUCGCCGCCGGGACAGGCGCAGGGGCAGGAGGUGCGCGAGAUCCGCGCCGGCUGUCGCCGCAUCAACGGCGAGCGGCCGGGCUUCAGCAUCAAGAGGGGCGUCAACGAGCGCAUCGCCCGGUUCCUGCAGGACCCGCAGCAGACCCACAUCCGACUGCCCGACAUCGAGCUGCAUGAGCCCGACAGCAUGUGCAACCUGGCCACGCUCUACUCGCUGACCAUGGCCGUGGAGCACGGCUGCACGGUGCUGACCAAAACCAGGAACACCACUCAGGCGGUGAGCGUGGAUCAUCUGCAGCAGGGUCUCCAGCCGCGUCCCGAUCUCUUUGGCGAUUUCAAGCGACGCUGCUACGGGGACGAGGAGGAGCAGCAGGAGCAGCCGGAGCCCCCGAAAUGAGAUGCAUAUAGAUACAGAGAUAGAGAUACAUUAAUCAAAACAAGACCAAUCCCCGGCGAAUGCAGACGGAGUUAAACUCCUGGCGAUCCCAGCCGAGUGCAUCGCUGGGGUGGAAGAAACCCAACCCGUAAAUUAAGAAAGCUUUUAGCGUGUUUUUGUGAAACCUGUUCCGUGUACAUAGGUUGCCUCGGUCCGUGUAUAUACUAACUGGCUUCGUUUGGGGCGGGCGCAAGCAAUUCGGAUGAAUGAUACGGGAUCCCAGAUCCCAGGUACCAGAUACCAGUUACCAGGUCGCGUCGCACUCUUGGAAGCAAGCGAGAUGGCACGAAGUCAGAGCGACAGAGAGAGAGAGAGAGGACCGACCAGAAGCCGUUGGCAGACGUUCCACUGUACAAAAUAUAUAUUGUAAGACCUCCAGCGAAUAUGAAUAUAAGGAAUAAAUAUGUGUGGUCAUAUCCGAA